Molecule: messenger RNA, 5399 nt
Organism: Epinephelus fuscoguttatus (brown-marbled grouper)
Lineage: Eukaryota; Metazoa; Chordata; Actinopteri; Perciformes; Serranidae
Gene: satb1a
Product: SATB homeobox 1a
Exons: 11
Coding region: 457-3177 (906 amino acids)
Biological process (GO): regulation of transcription by RNA polymerase II; chromatin remodeling
Molecular function (GO): RNA polymerase II cis-regulatory region sequence-specific DNA binding; DNA-binding transcription factor activity, RNA polymerase II-specific
Source: RefSeq, a predicted model, not a curated record
AACAACUGCUGUCCCGGAGUCAGUGCUGGAGCCUAAUAUAUGAUAGGGGAUGCACUCCAGGAGCUCCCAGCCGUGUAUUGUUCUCUCUGGAGCCUGAUCCACAGUAGCAGAAUGUCCCGGUGCUCUGGAUGGGAGGUCGCUCUCAACUUGCGCUAAGGCCAAUAUAUCGUUACACCAGAAAGCGAAGCGCGGUCGGAGAACAAGGAGGGAUAGGUAGAUAGAGGCAAAACUACUUGGACAGUAAACACGAGACAAUGCCGAUGAUAAAGAGACGGUUAAUGUGAAGGAGAGGACGCAUACCGACAGCCAAGAGAAACGGGUCUGCUCCUCAACUGGAGAUCAAUGGAAGCGAGGAUAACAUAUGGAUACGGCCGAUGUCUACGGGAUCGCGCUGUUGAUGUGUGAUGGCAGGUCGGACAUGCACGUUGUGCCGACUGAAACAGUGUGAGACCACAGAUGGACGCCCUGUGUAAUGGAGCCAAGAAACCUGAGGGCAGUGAUCCCGUUGUAGACCCCCGACCGCCUCCUGCCAAGCUGGCUCGACUGGAACAAAACGGAGCGGGACCCUCGGCCCAGGAGAGGAGCUGUCAGGGGAGUCCUGUGGCUAAAAACCCCUGCCUGGCCCAGAAACCCACCGCAGUGAGGCCACAGAGCAAGAGCUGGCACAGCAGAGGGAGCCUGCUGCCGGUGUUCUGUGUUGUGGAGCACAAGGAAACCCCCCAGGAGGGAGAGAGGAGAGAAGAACAUGCCGAGUUUGUGUUGGUCAAGAGAGAUCUGCUGUUUAAUCAGCUCAUAGAGAUGGCACUGUUGACACUGGGCUACUCACACAGCUCUGCCGCACAGGCCAAAGGUCUGAUCCAGGUGGGCAGGUGGAACCCAGUGCCUCUGUCCUGUGUGACAGACGCUCCUGAUGCCACCGUGGCUGAUAUGCUGCAGGAUGUUCACCACGUUAUCACCCUUAAAAUACAGCUGCACAGCUGUCCCAAACUGGAGGACUUGCCACCUGAGCAGUGGAGUCACUCCACGGUGAGAAACGCUCUGAAGGAGCUCCUCAAGGACAUGAACCAGAGCUCCCUGGCCAAGGAGUGCCCCCUGUCCCAGAGUAUGAUAUCAUCUAUUGUAAAUAGCACUUACUAUGCAAAUGUCUCAGCUGCCAAGUGUCACGAGUUUGGUCGAUGGUACAAGCACUUCAAGAAGACCAAAUGCUUCAAGGAGAUUGACAGCUUCUCUGACCCGUCCACACAUAUCACCCUCACCCAGCAGCCAAUCAAAAGUAGCCCGCCUGAUCAAAGCUCCACCCUUUUCUUCUCUCAUGGAGAAGUAGCCAACAUAUGUGGCCGUCCCCCGCUCGGCCUGCGCCCUCCCGGGUUGGUAACCCAGCCUCUCAGCUCUCAAAUGGUCAACCAGCAGCUGGUGAUGGCCCAGUUCCUCAACCAGCAAUACGCUGUUAGCCGCAUGCUAGCAGGCCAGGGUCUCUCACCAUCCCCGCAGCAGUAUCUCAACCACCCGCCUGUAGGGAGACCUCCUUCUGCCAAGGUCUUCUCGAAAGCUGCUGAUUCCCAAGGCCCGCAGCAGGGACAGUGUGGCCCAGGGGGAGGCCCUGUGGCCGGGCCGCAAACACAGACAUCGGCUGGGUCUUUUGUGGGGCCAACAGACGUGCCAAAUGACAUCUACCACUGUGUGAGGGAGGAACUAAAGAGAGCAGGCAUCUCCCAAGCCAUCUUUGCGCGGGUGGCCUUUAAUAGGACGCAGGGCCUGCUGUCGGAGAUUCUGCGGAAGGAGGAGGACCCUAAACACGCCUCUCAGUCUCUGCUGGUCAACCUGCGGGCCAUGUACAGCUUCCUGCAGCUGCCCGAGGCCGAGAGGGAGCGCAUCUACCUGGAGGAGAAAGACAGAAGCCUGACUGGUUUCACCCCAAGCUGCAAUAACACGCCACCAAGAUCCACACAGGCACGACUGUCCCCAGUUACAGGAGACAGAGGGCUGAGGACGGACAGUUGUGUUCUCAACGUCAGCGCCUCUAUCUACGAGGAGAUACAGCACGAGAUGAAGAGAGCCAAGGUGUCGCAGGCUCUGUUUGCAAAGGUGGCCGCCUCCAAGAGUCAGGGCUGGCUGUGUGAGCUGCUGCGUUGGAAGGAGGAUCCCAACCCAGAGAACCGGACCCUGUGGGAGAAUCUGUGCAUGAUCCGCCGCUUCCUCAGCCUGUCCCAGACUGAGCGAGAUGCCAUCUACGAACAGGAAAGCUGCAACACGACGGCACAGCAGCACUGCGCUGACAGGCUGACACUGCUCGGCAAUGACAAUACACUGUACCAACGCAACUCUCCUCUGCCACAGCAACACCAUCUUCAACCCCAUCAACCCCUGCAGCCCGAGGCAGGACCUCACCUGUCUCCACGGCAACCGUGUGCUGCAUCACCGGCCGAGUCCGAGGCUGGGGGCAACUGGGGGCAUGUGAGAGUGUGUGUGCAGGGCCGAGGCAGUAGCAAUGGUGAGAGAGGGGACAGUAAGGACUGGGUUGAGGGGGGGCGGGGAGAGAGGAGCACUUUGGGAGGUGACUGGGGUUGCACUGGCAGGUUGAGGGAGAAUAGUACAGAAAGCAAGGAGCAGGUGAGGGAUGGAAAUGUGGGUGAGGAAGGGAUUAAUGAGAUCAUUGGAGAUGGCAAAGAGGAGAAGGAAAAGCUCAUGAUGAAGUGGCCAGGCGUGAAGGAUGAGGAUCCAGGCAGGGCUGGGGUUUGUCCAGAGGCAGAUAAUGAGGUCCAAGGUGAGGGGUUAAGAGUGUCCCACGAAGCACUGGGAAUCUUGCAGAGCUUCAUUCAGGACGUGGGCCUCAACCCAGACGAGGAGGCCAUCCACACCCUGUCGGCUCAGCUGGGCCUGCCCAAGCACACCAUCCGAAGAUUCUUCAACAGCCAGGACCACGACCGGCAUCAACACGAGAGCCAGAGCCCAAAACAGAGUCGAGACGACCAGCACGGCCACACAAACCUCUCCCUGAAAGACAUAACUGCAGAGGCACAAGAGGAGGAAGGUGAUGGAAGGACUGAAACUGAGCAAAAGGAGGUGGAGGAGGAGAAGCAAACAGGGAGAAGUGAAGCGAGCGAGAUCACUGUUUUGAAAGAAUCGGAUGUUGGCACUCAAACUAUUAACGCUAUGAAAGAGGAGCAGGAGAGCUAAAUCGAACCCAAAUCCAUAUGAGCACUGACUCACAGCGUUUGGGUACUGGAGCGUAAUAAAUGUGUGUGUCCAGAAAUGCUGUGGAAAGACUAAACGCUGACUUAUUGUACAUGUUGAUACCACAGCUUAAAAGGAUGCUGGUGUUCAUACCCUGACAGUACACCUAAGCUUAGAGAGCCCUCCUGAGAGUUGAGCAUCCUUACUGCACUUGAGACAGAGAGUAACUGUGACUAUUAAGCGCGGAUAACACAUUGUGUCUGUGUCGAUAUAUGUGUCUGGGUGAAUGGGACCCAAUACAAAGAGCCUCAGAUUACAUAUCACUGUUAAAAAAUGAGUUGUGAGAAAUGUCCAUGCCAGAAAUGCCUUGUAGAAAGUGGCACUGCCAAUCUGUUUUUUUUAAUGAUAUGUAUCUUCAUUGGUUUUGUUUUUCUAUGGGUUUUUUUUAAUAGUGCUUUGUGUUUUGGUUCAGAUUUCAUAACUCAAUCUCACUCCUAACUAGUCAAAUACAGACGCUUGGUCAAUAGCCCUGUCAAACUAUGACACUAGUCCGUUUCGGAUGUUCAUGUCACGUGCAUAGUGUCUUUUCAAAAAAUACUUACAGGUAAUGUACAGUUUCUGCUUGUUAAAUGCAUGCAGUCUCUUUUUAAAAUAAACUUCGACUACACUUGCACUUCGUUUUUAGGUUAACCUCCUUAGCUUUAGGCAACAAAAGCAUGUGGUUAAGUUAAAGAAAAAUCCUGGUUUGGCUUAAAAUAAGUGUGUUUGUUACGAACAUAAUGUCACGUCACAUGACAUACCUCACUAGCAUAGUAGGCUACACAUAACCGCACACUACUUUGUUAUAAAAAUAACUCAACUGACUCUUAGUUUCACACGGGUAACAAACAGCGGACUCCCAGGUGAAAGCUUGAAGUUUCUUUGACCGCCCUUUGCCAACUUUCUUACUCUUUGCUUGGAGCAUUAAAAAGCUGCCACUAGGUGCUUCUGACAUCGUUCCGCUGCUAAAGGCUGCCUCCGUGUGUCGGUAUCUGACUCUGAGGGCUGCUGACGAAGGGUCACCAUUUGACGAAUUGGGAGUGAGACCGGGUUACACUGCUAUAUCUUACAUUGCUCUUGUUCAGGUUUGUCACAAUGUAAUAAAUAUCAAGUGUCCUCAUUCUGUCUUAAAAGAAUUUGUAAAUGAUAUAUAGCAUUAAGAAUAACCCUUUCAUAAAUGACAGGGCAUCCUUUGCAUUUUUUUUUUUACAGCAGUAUGUAAUAAAUCAACACAUGAAUCAAUGGAUAAGUUACCAAACUGAUCAACGUGUGGGCAUUUAAGAUGCCUCUCCUGCAAAUGAGUCAAUUUUUUUUUUCCAGUUUCUUAACUUUUACAGUUUUGUUGAGAUCUCCUGAACACAUCAUAGUUUACAUUCAGUGUUUCUAUUGAUGCAUGAAUCUGUAAAUCUCUCUCCCAAAAUAGCUGUGUUAUUUUGGUGUGAGUGUUAUGUUUACACAUCUUGUGGUUGUCAUAUUGUACUGAUUUACAUACUGUAGCAGAGCACAAAAUGUGCACAAUGUUUAAUGUUGAUGAAAGGGAGAUUGUGGGCUAGAAAUAUAAGGCUGAAGCCAUGUAGCGUGUACAUGAAAUGUUGAAAUGUUGAAAUUAAAUGAUAGCGCUGUCAUUUGUAAAAACAAAAAAAAAAGAGUCAUUCAUAAUUGUACUAUAUGUUCAUUAUCUGUUGUAAGCAUCUGAUCUUAAAGCUGGAUUUUUCUUUUUAAUUUUAUAAACAAUCUGAGGGAGAGUAAUAAAAAUGUGUGUUUUAUGAGAGUCCAGAAGCCUGGAUGAUAAAACUUUUUUUACCCAAACAGCAACACAUGAUGUUUCUCACCAGGAAACCCAGAUCAUAAACAUCAUGUGAGAGAAUCUGUGGAACCACACAGACGUAGCGGGGAAGGCAUCAUGAUUCUGACACAAAUAAAGAUGGUUGUUUUCCUCCUAAGCAGCAGAUAUAUCAGCAGAUGACAGUUUGGACUUUGUCAAUAUUUAUUUGGGAUGUGUUUGCAAUGUAUAGAAUAGAAUUUGAGGACAGUGUGUGAGAUUUAUCGUGCCAGAAACAAGUAAAUAAGAGAUGAAGCUCAUUUAUCAGACUGCUAUUUUUAGACGCACAGAGGCCUGCUGUGAAAGACCCAUUAAAGAUUAAAUCAACGGUUCUGAUGUCCACUGUCUGUGCUGGUGUUAGAGA